Spodoptera exigua (beet armyworm) is the source of this 381-nucleotide messenger RNA. NCBI's taxonomy places the organism in Eukaryota, Metazoa, Arthropoda, Insecta, Lepidoptera, Noctuidae. The record is from the annotation of a GenBank genome assembly.
AUGAAGGCGGUUUUGCUGUACAUGAUGAUAAAAUGGUCAGCAAACGAGCUGACGAAUUACCUGAUGGGCUGUAUAAGCCUUUAUAACAUAAAUAAAACAGUGCUGGAGAGCCAAGCUUUGGAUCGAAUGGGUCGACUCAAGCAGAGUGAUACCACGGUCUCACAGAAAACCGGCGUGAAACCACCACGGUCUUGUGUUUCCUAUCUCGUGAUAGUCUUUAGAGUACCAACGACGAUUAUGUUCCAUUUUGAUAGCGCAGCAACCUUCCAGGCGUUGGGGAUCGAGCAAAGAUGUCCAACCACCGAAAACGCGACUCUGCAGUCGGCAAGCAAGGGUAGCACGUUGCCCGACCAGAACCAGCCCCGAGCGUACAGCGCGUAG